GAUAAACAAGUGGUGGUGGAGGGUGGGUGGCAGCCAGCCAGAUCCCAGCAACCCCGAGAUCGCCUCCUUUCCGUCUCCUCCUCUCUCCUUCCCGCCGGCGAGGGAGAUCUCGCCAGAUUGAUUUGAAGCUCACCUUCUUGGUACUCAUCUGCUCUGGUCGGUACUUGUAUGAGUUCACAAGACAUCCGACAGAGUUCACAACACGUUCGACAUGAAGCUUUUAGAAUACACCCCGUUCGACAAUGUAAAUGUGUUCUUCGAGCAACUGAAUCUUGGUGAUUGUACAAUUAGGGGAAACCUUGAAGCCUUCUCAUGCAAGCAUGCCGGUAAUGAUCGCCGGCUUUCAAUAAGUCUUGAACAUGACAUUCUUGAUUACCUCGGGAAGUCCUCUGAUAGUGAUCCUCCUUCACCUGUGGAGCAUUUGUCUUGUAGAUCCAGCCGGAAAACGUUGAUAUAUCUGGUUCUCACUCUUGGUCAUAUGUAUCCAGAUUAUGAUUUCAGCAGUGCAGUUCGGGCACACCUGUUCUUCAGAGAAGAAGAUAUGGAAAGUUUCAGGCAGAUGCUAGACAACUACCUAUCUGAGGCUUGUAUGCUUUGGGCAGCUAAAAAUGAAGGCAGUUCUCUUCUGGACAGUAUGACUAAAGCUAUUGACGAGGUUAUCAAAAUCAGAGAGUGCGAUAUCUACAGCUACAACCCAGACUCUGACGGAGAUCCAUUUCUGGAGAAAGGGGCCAUAUGGUCGAUCAACUUUUUCUUCUACAACCGUAAGCUGAAGCGAGUAGUGAGCUUCCGAUGCUGCUGCACUAGCAAGUUUGCAGGAGAUGACUUCCUCGCUGGUGUGCUCUCUGAGGGCGAGGAGGACGCCUUGAUCGACAUGGACAUAUGACUGACUAGCCCGGUUCUGCUAGGAACAUGACCAACCAACCAGCAGUGACCUGUUCGUGUAAUAUAUGCUAGCACGUAUGCCAGUAGGACUCCUCAUGGCAAGCAGUUUCCCUCUAGGGAACUUGUAGAGCGACUUUGCCUGUCUGUAGAGAAUACACUCUGAUCUCUGUUGUUGCCCUUGUCUGUAGUUUCAAGAUUUGAAGUCUGUAAUUUCAAUCUGCCAAAUUUGAACUGGCAAUUUCUGAAUUUGGCUUUCAGUUCUGCAAA
Molecule: messenger RNA, 1152 nt
Organism: Lolium rigidum
Lineage: Eukaryota; Viridiplantae; Streptophyta; Magnoliopsida; Poales; Poaceae
Product: repressor of RNA polymerase III transcription MAF1 homolog
Exons: 11
Coding region: 212-886 (224 amino acids)
Biological process (GO): negative regulation of transcription by RNA polymerase III
Cellular component (GO): nucleus
Molecular function (GO): RNA polymerase III core binding
Source: RefSeq, a predicted model, not a curated record